Molecule: messenger RNA, 6409 nt
Organism: Pogona vitticeps (central bearded dragon)
Lineage: Eukaryota; Metazoa; Chordata; Lepidosauria; Squamata; Agamidae
Gene: SSPN
Product: sarcospan
Cellular component (GO): sarcolemma; dystrophin-associated glycoprotein complex
Source: RefSeq, a predicted model, not a curated record
CUCGAUUCCCCCUCUUCUCUGGGCUAUAUGUGGCUUUGGGAAGCUCUGACAAUCCGCUCCAAAUGUUUUCCAUAUUUGUUCAGCCUCUUCGAUUCAAAUACCAGGAACAACUCAGCCAGCCGCACAAAAGGGAAGCUUCGGGUGGGGCAGUGAUAAUAAUAAUAAUAACCACCACCACCAAAUAACCCCCCCAAAAACACGCCCAUUGGCCAAAAAGAGAGCGAGAGGGAGACUCACAACAUGGGAAAAGAAGAAAAGAAAGCUCAGACCACCACGUCCCCUAAAAACGUGAACCAGGCAGGGAAAGCUGAAACGCAGAAAAGCGGCGAGCCCGCCAAGGAGCCAGAAGCAGCGAUGAAAAAGAAGAAAGCCAAACGAGAUCCCCAAGCGGGCCAGGAAGAGGACGUUCACACGUGCUGGGGCUGCCGGUUCCCGUUGCUGGUGGCUUUCUUGCAGCUGGCUUUAGGCGCCUCAGUCACAGUGCUGGGCUUCCUUAUGGCAGGCAUCAGCUCUUCUCUGCUAGUCAGAGACACUCCAUAUUGGGCGGGCAUAAUUGUCUGUGUGGUGGCCUUAUUGGGACUACUGAUGCUUUGUGUUUCUUACCAACCGGAUGAAAAGACCUGCAUCCAAUUUGCUGUCAAGGUGGCCUAUUUCCUGCUGUGUGCUCUGAGUCUGAUUGUAGGUGUGUUGGCAGUGGCCUUUGCUGCCUACCGUUAUUCCCAGAUUACACAGUUUACCUGUGAAAUGAUCCCUGAGAUUUGCCAGUGCAAAUUGGACACAGUCGAUCCCCUCAGCAGAACCUUCUUGUUCCAGAAUGUGUUGGACUGUACAGACAUCACCGGUACUUUCAGCCUUUACUUGCUGAUCCAAAUUGUGCUUAACCUCCUGGCAGCCAUUGUGGGUUUUGUAGCUUGUUUUGUCAUGUGGAAAGAUAGGUACCAGGUCUUUUAUGUAGGCAUCAGGUUGUACUCAUUAACCAGUACUGGCGUUCAGCAACAGAAAGUAUAGGGUCUGAGGGGCUCUUGGGAAGAGCAAUAGAGUAUCAUCAUAUCACUACCAAAUGGAAGACUGUUUCUACAACGAUGGUGUAGGCAAGGGACAUGUGCUUAAUGAAUAUAUUGGUUCAGAUAAAUUAAGGGAAUCUACUGUGUGAUAUUUUUAUGAUCACUAUUCCAAGGCUCUCUGUUGUCUCUCCUAAAGACAGCACAUGGUCAAGGAAUUCAACACCUGUAUCUUGUGCUGGAUCAGGAACUGCAGACAUUAUCUGGAUGUGCAUUGAGAAUAUACAUUGAAAUAUGGGUACCCGUCCCUCAGUAUUGCAUCAUUUUCACUGCCCAUACCCAUCUACACUGGGAAUAUAGUCAUGGGUCAAUAUACCUUUUAAGGACACAGCUAGAGUUGGAUUCUGGUUAUUACAGUUUACUCCAUCACAUUUCUCUCUAUUUAGCAAUAGUUCUAGGGUUUGUCUCACCUACUUCUGAUGUAACAUGGGGACCAAGGGCAACUAUGCAGAUUAAUGCAAAGAAAGGUAAACCCCAUGAUUAUGCUAAUCCAUUGCUUCUAAAAUAUUUUGUAUGCAUGCUUUUACAUGCAGAACAAGAUAAAAUAUGGCCCAGUUUAUAUUAACUUCUGUAGCAUGGCUGCCCUUUCUUCUGUGGUUUCUCUCUAUAGUAUGUAUCUCUUCUCUUGAGAUGGUUGGGACAGCCUAUGUUAUGUACCAUCAUUGACAUAGUCAUUCUAUUACCUCUGUACCUCUCUGAAAUUCCCAUUCUCAUCAGAUCCUAAGCAGGAUCUGACCUGGUUACUGAUAACAUGGGAAAUUGCAAGAGAGUUCCAAGGAUCUCUAGGUAAAUCUUAAAAAGUCUUCCUGAAGUCUAGAAUGUCUACUGCCAGAUUUUACAGUCGUGGGCAAUGUAGACAAAGGUUCUGACUCAGUGUAAAGUAACCUCCAAUGUUGCCAUGCUUAUCUGAAUGGUAGAUGGUCAUGCAGUCUGCCCACAAAAUCUCUACCAUCCAGAAGAUGAGCCAUGCUACUGAAAAUAGAGAGUAAACCAGUCUCUUCCUCCUGCUCCUCCUCCUUUCAAAAGCAAGGGACUACAAACUAGCUUCUUGGGCCUUCUUUAGUGAAGAACAAUUUGUUUUUCAGAUGUAAUUUCAUACAGCAAUGGUGUAAAUGGGUCAGCUACACAAAUCAUACUAUUCAAAUCUGAUCUUUAAAAUUACCCACUGGAUACCAUUCAUGUUUAAAAAAUAAAAAUAAGAAAUGUGUUUAUAGAUCUUAAUCGCAAAGAAGUUAGUGUUAAAACUGCAUUGCCUUCAUGGACUCUGGAUUAUAUCUUUAAUCUCACUAAAUCUAUUAGGCUAAAAAUAUAGUCUUAGAAUGUUUAAACAUAGAAUUUAAGUACACUUAAUUUGUUUCAGGAUUGCACCUUCUUCUCUGCUUCUCCCCAUACCCAAAACAGUGAUGAUAAAUGGCAUAAAAAUAACAUCUAAGGCAGAGAUAAAUAUGACAUUUAAAUAUUAGUCACAAAACUAUACCAGAUUAAAUUAUAUAUCUUCUUUUUUCUGUCCAUUCAGUUUGUUCCAAAUGUUGGUUUCAAAAAGCUUUUUAAAAUCCAUACUAUUUAUUAGUUUUAUGUCAUAAGAUUAUUCAUGGUGAUGGAAGAAAAAAUGGCAGGGUUAAAGAAAACAAAAUAUAAACACAGUAGUGAAGACUUUUAAUCGAUUUACAGUGAACCAACAUCGGGCUUUAAUUAUUAUUCCUCAUUAUAAAGGCAUCACAAUAUUACAAACCUGUAUUGCCUUUAUACUAGUUUAGUCUUCAGGGCUUCACUCCAGUAAUACUACGAUUAGCUUGGUGAGCAUGUUCAGAAUUAUCUGUUAAAGAACUCAAGUACACAACAGCAGUUCCCCAAACUUUCUUUGGAACAAAGAAUUCAGGAUUAUGAAUCUAGUCUAGGCUAUGUGUGUUGGACUAUCCAAGUACAGAGGUGGAACAGGUCAUGUUGGCUGAGGUGUUUUGGGAGAUGUGGUCUGAAAAAAGUAAUUUUCCGCAUCUUUGUGUCUAAGUCACAUAUUGUCUGCUAUGCUUUAGGGAAGGAGCAUCUUCUCUAAUAGGAGAGAAAAUAAUCAAUCUAAACAUUGCAGGAUGUGACCAUAAAUUUAAUUUGGCUUAUACUUCUGUUGCAAAAUAUUUACUGAAAGCUUCUCAUCUUUAUUUCUUAAUUCUGCACUUCAGCAGAAUUCCACAGUAUACUGCUUUGACUGGAUCAUGUCUGAUCGCAUUUAGGAAUCCAGGUACCAGAAGCUUUGAGACUGGUGUAUCUAGACCCCAAACAUUAUCUUACAUCUUCCUGCCACAUAUAAUAUAACAUCUGACCCCUGGAAAAAUAAAAAGACGUUUGUUGCUUCUUGGUGGAUACCUGAUCCUCCCCAACAGAAGCAAAGUCUUUAUAUUACUGCCAGUGUGGCCAAAUGAUCUAUAUUACAUCUCUCUUGUUUGAACACUCUCUCCUUUGCUCUUUCUGUAUCUGAAUUUUAGGGACCUCUGAUUGCUCCAUUUCACUGAACAGAGUUCAAGGCAGAGUUAUUAAAAACCACUCUUGAAUUUAGCUGAGAGAAUAAUUACUCAGUGCCCUUUAAUGACUCAAAAUCUUUCGCUUCAAACAGCUGACUCACACUACCUCACUCGGAGUGAUCACUCCUAGAGUGGAGCAUGAGAUUAUGUUUCUGAAAGGGUACACUGCAGGAAAUUCAAAGACACCCCCCUCCUGAUGUGUGUAAGUCUACUUAGCGUGUGACUAGACAGCCAAAUUGGAUUGGAUUGGAUCAGCUAAAUAGGGUUGCUUAAGACUGCAUAGAGGUGCAGUAGAUCCUUACAUCCUUGUGGUGGUUUUGGGGCAGGAAACCAAACUGCAUCUCAAGCAGCUGUAUUUAGUCCAUUCCAUCCUCUUCUAUUUUCCCUAUGGAGGGCAAUGGGAAGAUACUUUCAAUUUAUUGAUAAGUGGCUUGAACCUGCAGGGUGAGUAGCGGGUUGGUUUGUGAUUGCCAGUAGGGCAUGCGGCCACCAGGAAAAGGAGUGGACCAGCCCAUUCCUAAAGUGGACCAAACUGCAUGCGAAAUGCCCAUCUGAUUACACCUUUAAUUUCAAGACAAAAUGAAUGAGACUUACGUUGUGAUAGUAAAUGAUUCCCCUGGACAGACCCACUCAAAGAAGAGCUACCUUGCCAGAUAAGAACAAUUAGGAUUGUUGUUUGCCUUAACUUCCACUUCAGAAGCAGUUUUCCUUAAAAACAUUGUGGAUCAGGUUGUUAACUUAGACUACACCGUAAGCUUCUGUGGCUGGGAUGCAAGGGCUAUUUCAACAGGUGCACAUCUUAAGAUCCACAUUUUAAGGUACAUGCAAAGGCUGCUUAUGAGAAUCAGCAGCACUUAGUUUCACGGGAUAAUAAAAAAACCCCACUUCCUUGCGAAUUUCAGGGGAACCUUCCUUAUGUUGUGCUUUACUGCCUGUACGCAGUUGUACUCAAGCAGGUACAUUAAAGGACAUAUGGGAAGCAUGAAGAAAACCAUGUCUUGAUCAAAGAGCAUGUGGUGCUAAUCUCCUGCAAACACCCACUGUUGUAUUAACGACAGCAGGACAACCAUCUCAUACAAUCCAGAUGGUGGCUAUCUCAUAAAAGCCAUAAAGUGCAGAGUUUUGCACAAUCCACUGUGGUGUUUGAUGAAGGGGGAAGUGCUGGAGGAGACUUCUCGGUCCACAAUAUGUAACAAAAACAGUGGCCACACCAUAUCAGUGCUUGCCAGAGAUGCCCGCUUCCCCAGACUGUGCCUUCACAUGAAUACCAUCUGCGCCUUGCCAACACUGCCCAGCUCUGCGUGGGAAUUAUCUUGGAAAUCUGCCUGAACUGCAGGCCAACAGACAAGCUUUGGAAAUGAUGCAUAGUAAGCUUAACACAUUUCCCCCCUACACAGAGACAAAUACAUAUACAAACACACCCUGCCCUGGCACCUACUGUUCUCUGCCAAACUCUGUAAUAGUGAUAUUUUCUUGCCACUUCUUAACAGUAUGUUUGCCAGUUUCCUCAGAACAGUUCCGACCCCUGUGCUUUUUGUUCUAUAUUUAAUAGUCAGACUGUCAGCUUUACCCUGCUGCCUUGAAAUGUUUGCACUCUCAGUCCUGCCUCCAUGCUUAUGUCUGGAAUGUGCUUUUAAAUAUUAGCAAAGGGUGUGGGUUGGGGGUAUGCAAGGGACUCACUGAGAAACAACUGCUGAAGCAUAAAGGCAAUCAGCUGUCCUAAGGAAGGCGUUUGCUUGUGCUCAGUGCUUUUUCUCCAUAAUAUUCUUCACACUUGGUGAGAGUUCAGUGGGCUCAAGUGGAUGUUUAUAUCUUUUUCAUUUGCUAAAGCUACAGUAUAAUGUCUGUCCCUGCCUUCGACGACACUGUUCGUGUAUGCAGUGGCACUAGAAAUCCUUGCUUCAGGGCACUCUGUGGUCUUUCAAAAUUGCUCUCCGGGGAGCUUUGCAGAGUCUUAGAAAAGUUGAAAGUUUCAAAACGCAAAAGUCAGGAAUGGUGCCAGCAUGCCCAAUUUUGUGGCUCUUCGUAUACCAUGGACAUACUAAGAGGGGUGUUGUGUCUUGUUCUAAAACACGCCCCAGCAUACUUUGGAACACAGAGAGCUUCAUUCCCAUGAGAGAUUGGCAGGGGAUCUGUAGCAGAUCAAGUGUUGCUGAAAGGAUUCCCCUCAAAGUAAAAAGCUUGCAAACCACAAUAUUACAGUAGCGACUCUCAACUGACUUAAAAUAUGUCGCAACAAUGGCAUUGUCCCAAUUUGUAGAAAGUUCUCUUUUUUAAUUGAGCCAUUGGCUUGUCUCUCAGCCUUCCUCCAUUGCAGUCUGACUGGAUGAAAAAAAAAGACAGGGCCAACUCAGAAGGUUAAUACAAGGCUCAUGAUGGUAGCAGAGCAUUCCUACCAUCUGUUUCUACCUGUCAGAAAAAAUCUCACCAGGAAUUAACGAUUUACCUUGCCAAAUCAAAUGGCAGCUAAACAUGGAUUGGCAGUGAUCUGUAGUUCAGUUCCUGGUAUGAUCUGGGAAAGGUAGGACUGGGAAACACUCCCUCCACUGGGAACUCUGGGGAGGUGUUGGUGAUCAGUGAGAGAAAAUGGAGAUAGAUUAACCAGUGGUCCUUCAACCAGCAAGGUUUUGAUAACACAAGUUCAUAUAUUCUUAUGUUAAUUUUCUGCAGUGUUAACAGCCAGGAAUAAUCUGUCCUGCAGUGAUCUUCAGUUCUCUGGCUACAGGUCUUUCUUGUAUUUUCCAGCCACUGAGCUUCAGUUGGAAUUCAUGUGUACUUCUCUAGACACAAUCCAUGCAGUCCAGGUGGCCAUUAUAUUGAAUUUAUUUAUGA